AUGAAAAAGAAAUCUGAUGAAAAGGGAGAAAAAAUUAGCUCUGAGAGACGUCGGCUCGUCGAGGAAUUGCACACUGACGGCGAGAAGAAAUUUUCCGCGAAGGCGCAUCAUAGUCCGGGGCGUCAGUGGUCGAGCGGUUCAAUCGCACGAUAUGUGGAAGAUGUUUACACUCAACAGCAAUUACAAGUGAGUCAAGAUGAGCUGCCACAUCUUGUGUUAAAUUACAACGCGCGUAAGCAUCGCACCAUCGGCAUGCGCCCCGCCGACGUAACUUUCGCGAUCGCCGAGAGACUCUUGGGCACAGUGUACAGCGUGAUGAAGAUCGCGGGUCCUGCAAAAUUUAAAGUAGGCAAUUCGGUACUCGUGAGCAAGUACAAGACGAUUUUUGAGAAAGGUUACACACCAAAUUGGACCACCGAGAUAUUUACGAUCGUUAAGGUGUAG
Molecule: messenger RNA, 444 nt
Organism: Trachymyrmex septentrionalis
Lineage: Eukaryota; Metazoa; Arthropoda; Insecta; Hymenoptera; Formicidae
Exons: 2
Coding region: 1-444 (147 amino acids)
Source: RefSeq, a predicted model, not a curated record